Messenger RNA from Neogale vison (American mink), 816 nucleotides. RefSeq names its product phospholipid scramblase family member 5 (gene PLSCR5). The record is from RefSeq and is a predicted model, not a curated record. Gene Ontology annotation, cellular component: plasma membrane. Gene Ontology annotation, molecular function: phospholipid scramblase activity. The coding region runs from base 1 to 816 and encodes 271 amino acids. The transcript has 6 exons. NCBI's taxonomy places the organism in Eukaryota, Metazoa, Chordata, Mammalia, Carnivora, Mustelidae. Gene Ontology annotation, biological process: plasma membrane phospholipid scrambling.
AUGGCCUCUAAAGAUGCGCAGAACCAAAGAAGUAGAGGUUUGCCUGGCUUUCUUCCUGGAGCUCCAGACCCUGACCACAAUUUUCAGGUCUCACUUCCCAACCCAGGGAACCAAGUGUGGCAGCCAGCUCUCCCUCCACCAGACAGUCUCCCUCCUGGUCUAGAAUAUUUAAGCCAGUUAGACCUGAUAAUUAUACACCAGCAGGUGGAGCUUCUUGGAAUGAUACUUGGCACUGAGACUUCCAACAAAUAUGAAAUUAAAAACAGCCUGGGACAAAGAAUUUACUUUGCAGUGGAGGAAAGCAUCUGCUUUAAUCGUACCUUCUGUUCCACGCUGCGAUCUUGUAGUCUAAAGAUCACGGAUAACUCAGGUCGGGAGGUGAUUACAGUACACAGGCCUCUGAGGUGUAACAGCUGCUGGUGCCCUUGCUACCUGCAAGAGUUAGAAAUCCAAGCCCCUCCUGGUACUAUAGUUGGUUAUGUUGCACAGAAGUGGGACCCCUUUCUGCCUAAAUUCACAAUCCAAAAUGCAAACAAAGAAGAUAUUUUGAAGAUUGUUGGUCCUUGUGCACCAUGUGGCUGUUUUGGCGAUGUGGAUUUUGAGGUGAAGACCAUUAAUGAAAAGCUUACAAUUGGGAAGAUUUCGAAAUACUGGUCAGGUUUUGUAAAUGAUGUCUUCACCAAUGCUGACAACUUCGGAAUUCAUGUUCCUGCAGAUCUAGAUGUAACAGUCAAAGCAGCGAUGAUAGGUGCUUGUUUUCUCUUUGUAAGUAUGGUCUUAAAGAGUAUGAGUGAUUUAUUUCCCUUUUCUUGUUAA